AGAACAGGCUAUUCUGUUAAAUCUGGGACUUAACUUGAAAAAGUUAAAAACCAAUACAGUCUAUUCACCCCCCCCCCUCUAGACUGUAUCCAGUACAACCGGGACCAACAGGAAGUAUUUAUAGGGAAAAUACGGGCUGGGCUCCCAAGCCUUGGGCUUGGGAGGCCCAUUUACAACUGGACCGCUAUUGGUCCGAAUACAAUGUGUGUAGAAAUGAUUAAGUGUGAAGUCUAGUUCUCUGAGGGUCUGGCCGACGAGGGCACGGCCGACAGGGGCACCCAGGUUCCCUGGCUUCAGGAUCAUAUUCCGAGUUGGUCCCUCUUCGGCCGACGGGGGUCCUUUGGCCGACGAGGGCACCGCUUGAUGGCUUGUGCUUUCUGUUCUUCUGAGUAUGUGGGUCCUGGGGCCUAGACCCAUAUACUCCAUCAGGAGUCCCCCACUCUCUAAGAUGAGAUGUAGACGAAGUGAAGGAGAGUAGAUUUCUGUGCUUGAUGCUCUUGGCCUAUGUGGGACCACCCUGGCCGUUCUCUGUCAUGGCGUUGGUGGCCCUGUUCUGGAUUUGGCCGUUACCUGCCCCUUGAUAUGGACGGGGGAGGCUGUCAUUCUUUUGGCGCGCUUCUGUGUGGACGAUGAGUGUUCUGGACUUCUUGGCCGAGGAAGGUAGUGUCUAUCCUUGAUCGUUGAUGGUUGAACUUUCCUUUUGGGCCGAUAAGGCCGUUGAGGUUGUGUCUUGCUUUGAGGACGAUGAGCGUCCUUUGUUCUGCAUGGCCGGUAAGGGUGCUAUGCACUCCUUUUGGCCGUCGUCAAUGACGCCAUGUGCCUUUGGCCGAUGAGGUGUCGUGUUGCCCAAGGUUUUGGGGACGAUAGCAGUGUCUGGCCGGAGAUGUAGUCAUUAGGACCUUGGAACCGUUGUGGUACAUGGACGAUGUGGCCGCACUUGUAGUUGCAAUUGUGUACUUUGUGCAUUUUUGUUUCUCAUUUUGCUUUCCAUUCUUGAGGCCGGUGUAGUCCCCCAGUCCCCCACUGCUUCACGCCGAGGAGUCUCUGAGGGAUGAAAGAGUAGCUUGAAACCUAGGCCGAAGCGGGAUCCUCAUACUGCCCUUGGAUCCAACCCUUUGGCGAUUUCCUGACCAAGGUAACCCUAUGGGAGAACCCUUAGACGCAGGUCGCUUUCAAAGGGUUAUCAUCAAAGGUUUAGUGCGAGGGCCUAAUGGCUGUUGGGUUCCUUUCCCUUGGGGUGUUGUGGUCGUUGAUCUGUGGAGGGGGCUUGGCCCCUUGACAAAGUGGUGGCAUCCCAUUGGUGGCCGUUGGUGUGGCCACUAGGGUGGUGCCACGUGUAGUUACCGUUGGGGGGGGGGGGGGGCUAUAAAUACCCCUCCCAUUCCGAAGAAAGCCUUCAUUUGCAUCCUGAGCAAACGAAGUGCUGCCCAAAAUUCUAGAGAGAUAAAAGCCUUUUGCGAGUGUUCUUCACCUCCUUCAAAACUUCAAGGUCAGUUCCUUAACUUUUCUUCGACUUCUUACAUAUUUUGCUCCCUCUAGACUUUGAUCUAGUGUUAGUCACAAAACACCUUAGAUCUAAAGUAGACCCCCUUAGUGCCUUAGGAGUUGUUAAGAUGAAAACCCUGAACGAGGAGUAUUACACGUAUGACGACGAGCCCUCCGUCAAGUCUCUUGACUACGACGUGAUCGAAGAGUGUGCCGAGGAGAUUUAACACCCGAGCCCGUAAGUCUGGAGAUCAUGUGGACGAGGAGGUCGAGGACGAGGGGUCCACCUCGUCAUCUGAGGGUGAGGACGCAGGGGUCUCCCGCAUAAUGGACGGGGCGUCUGCCUCUACUACCAUUAUGUGCCCGAAGCCGGUGUCUGCUGUGAAGGGGGCAUCGCGGCUGAAGAGGAACAGGCGGCCGAAGAAGGGCCUGAGUUUCUCUUACUUGGACCUUACCAAUAUUUUUCUCAUCAAGCCGGAGAGUAGCGCUGCUGAUUACUUGGUCGCACAGAUGUACGUGGGGCCGUUUGGGAGGGUUAGGGCGCCUAGGUCGACGGACCACGUGCUCAAUCCGCCACCGGGAUACUUCAGAGUGUAUCCGAUGAGCUUUGUCAAGGGGCUAAGGUUUCCCCUUCACCCCUUCAUCAAGGAUUACUUGGACAUGGUGGGACUCCCUCCGGCCUUGUUGACCCCAAACAGCUACUCGUUGAUGGUGGGGUUCCUCCUCUGCUGUGCUGAAUUGGGUUACAAGCCGACGACGGCCCUAUUCAUGAACCUUUAUCAGAUUGGCCGAGGGAGCCAUAAAAAUUGCGCCUGCUACGCCACUCUGCAGCAGCUGCCGAAGAAGAGGACUUUCACGAACUUGCCUUCAUCCAUACAUGGUUGGAAAAGCAAAUUUGUCUUCGUGUCCCUGGGCGAGGGUGGCACUGAAUUCCCCUCCGUCGGCCAUGAUGGGAGGUUCAAUCUUCAUGACCCGCCGAAGAGUUCGAUCCUAGAUGCUCAGGUGGAGGCGUUCCUGGGGGGGUGAGGAGCGUGAAGGAUUACAUCACGGAGUACAAGAUGACCGCUAUCGGCUUCUUUAGAUACUUCGUGUAUGGUGACAAGGAGGAUGACGUCCAACUGUGGCCGAGGAUGACCACUACCUUUGAGGAGGCCGACGGCCUAGAUCUGGGCGUCCUUGCCGAAGCUGAUGACUUUGUGAUGGAUCGCCGAUCAGUGAUGAAUAAGGCCGCCGCGAAGGCGAAGGCGGAGCUGGCCGCCAAGGAGGCCGCGACGAAGGCGGCUGCAAGUCGUGAUGUGCCGAAGAAGCCACCCCCCAGCCGAAGAAAAAGUGACCGGUGGAUGAUUCCCACAAGAAGCUGACUGAGGCCGGCAUGCAACCCACCAAGAAGUCCAAGAACGCUUCGCCUUCCUCCGUUGCCGACGAGGUCAACGCUCUGACCGUCCCGAUUGUGGACGAAGGGGGACCCGGUGCUGCUGCUGCCUUUGUGGAUCUUACCUCCGGUCUCUUCGGGGAUGUUUCUCAACCCCUCCCCCUCGCUCAGGGGUCCCGGCCGAAGUGGUCCGGCAAGGAGGUGGCUACGGCCACAUAUAAGAUUGAGGUUGAAUACCCCAAGGACGAGGGUGUCUUCAACGAUGGCGUUGACGACCAUAAUGUGCUCUCUCAGGCCAUUCAGGCCAAGGACCGGAUUUAUCUUGACAAGCUCGGCGAUGUCAAGGUAUACGACGGGGGGAUGGACCUUGUCGUCCAGGGUGCCUUUAUGCUCAUGGAGAGCAACAAGAGGCAACAACGGGAGAUUGCCCGUUUGAAAGAAUUUGAGCAGAAAGCAGCUUCGGCCGAUGAGGCCAUGAGCUGCUUGGGGAGGUUGUGAGAGGACAUUGCGGCCUUGCAGAAGAGGGCCGAUGAGGCGGAUGCGGCCAAGGACGAGGCCCUAGCCAAACUUGCCGAAGAGAGGAACGCCCGUGAGGCUGAUCGUCGGCGGGCCGAUGAUGCCGAGAAAGCCAAAGCCGAAGCCGAGGCUGCAGCGGUGAAGGCCGCUGAUGCUGCUGUUGAGAAGUUCUUGGCCGAAGGCUGGAAAGCCGACGAGCACUUGCCCUGGUGUUAUGAGGUCGUGGUGGCCAAGCUCGAGGACUGGGGGCAAAACUCCCCUGCCGGCCAAGAGUAUUUUGAGCGCGAGAUGUCCGUGUAUUACAAUAUGGGCCAACAUCGGAUGCAAAGGCUCCUCUAUCGGCGGCUGAGUCGUGCUUUCAAAGCGCUGAACUAUACCCGGGGGUGGGCCAGGCGGAACCUACAGCUUCCCAAGCUGAUGAAGGAUCCGGAGGAGCAGGUUAAACUUCCCCUUUGUGACAGGCAGGCUCAGAUAGAUAGUUCUGGCCUCGGCGAACCAGACUAUGGUGAAGAUGAUGUCCUGGCCGACACCGCCACUUCUGCUGUAGAGGCCGGCUUAGAUGCCGAGGCCGAGAAUGAUGCCCAGUUCACCGUUGAUCAGAAUGUUGCGGGUCAGGCUGCCGGUGAGGGCGCUCAGGAGGCUUGAUCAGCCAUAACUUAUUUUGCCUUGUAAUUAGUAGUUUUUUGUUUUUACCGUCUGAAUGUAAUGGCCAAAAUGCCCUCCUAUGUAAUGACUUCAUGAAUGAAAUGUGCAAUGUUUCCGGCCUUAUUCUGUCUUCUCGUCGUCUUGUUCUCCUUUUGCUUUUGUUCUCAAUUUUUUCAAAAUUUUUCUAAGUGUUUGGAAUUGGGACUUAGGUAAUUUUUAUAAGUGCCAAGGUUUCAAGUGAGUGGGUGUCCGCGUCUUCUUGCCAUCACGCCCCCUUUUUCUUUUGCCCGAGACUGGAAAAUUUUCUAAGUGUUGAACUAACUAUAUGCCACACUUGGUGAUCUCGUCGGCCCAACCACCCUCGUUUCACCCAACCACUUGGUUAGGAUUCUAUAGGUGCAUGCCCCGUCCUUCACACUUUCCUCGUAGCGGGUGGCCGCUUCGUCCGUGUUACCUGUUAGUGGUGUUACAUUUGUAUUCAACUGAUAUGUACUUAGCCAAAUGUGUGGCUUGAUUCGUGGGGAUUGUUUUUACUGCUCGAGGCCAGCAAGUGCGUGCGGUCCUCGGUUUCCCUCUUUUUUUUCGUUCCCUAUUUCGGGGAGUGUCCUUCUUUCAGGCUUCGACCGAAGGGGUCGAUAGUCCUCCGGCCGGUUUGGACUUCGUUUAUAACAUCCAUGGUCUCAGGGGGGUCCCAUCGCCUAUUUAUGACGCGAGCUAGACUUUUGGUUGGUUUCCAAUGGCUGUCGUUGCCCAACCCUGAGUUUUGGGGAUUUUGUCACCUCGGCCAUGAUUUCAGGCUUGUCGUCCUGCGAUCAGGCACGUGGACGACGCGGUGAACUUCCCAUUUCAAGACGCGGGCCGUUUGCGGGCCCGUCGUCCUGGGGACAUCGUCGGCCCUGUCUGAUAGUUUUCCUCUGAGGGGCCGAUACGACGUGCUCUUUCAGCUGGGCCUAAACCUUUCGCUGAUACGAAAUACAAUGGAGCAUACCUGAGCCUUUCGCUCUAAGGCUGCAGAUGCGAAGUGCCACAUCGGCCAUACCUGAGCCUUUCGCUCUAAGGUGGCCGAUGAGGGCACCCGUUAAAAUUUUACUUGAAUUCCGAAAAAUCAAGGGAAACAUGACUUUUAUUCAUAAGUGGCUCGAGGCCGAGGGUGGUGUUCAAUUAAUUAUCCGUCAAGGGGUGAGGGCUUCGCCGACUGCACCUCCUUCGGAUUAUUGAUAAAACUUUACCAGAUGGUGUACAUUCCACGUUCGUGGUACAUUGGUCCCAUUUGGGCGUUUAAGCUUGUAGGUGCCAGGUUUUACCACGACACUGACGAUGUAGGGACCUUCAUAUUUCAAGGCUAGCUUGCCCCCUUCCGUCGGCUGACUUGCUUCCCUUCGGCGGAGGACGUAGUCCCCCACUUGGAACUCUCGGGAACGUACCUGUAACACCCCGGCCUUGCAGGACCCGAGGUAGCUACUCUAGACCAAUAAUACUGUCCUCACAAACCACCACGAGCCUUUACCGCGCACUUUGUCCUCACUCAUGCGCGCCCUGAGAAACUUCCCAGGGGGUCACCCAUCCCAAGACUACUCUCGUGCAAGCACGCUUAACUUUGGAGUUCUUGGGUGAUGAGCUCCCUUAAAAGGAGAUGCACCUCUGUUGGUAUGAGUAGUACUAUUAAUCCAUUUAUAUUAAAUCUCAAGUGUUACAAUCACCCCCACUUAGGAUCGCAACGUCCUCGUUGCGUCCUUGAACCAAUCUCAAAUCUCAAUCAAAUCAUAUCCCAGAAUCUUCCCCCGCUAGGUGCCCGCCCGAUAUCCAACGGGUCAUCACACUGUCGUGGGGUUGCUCUGAUACCACCUGUAACACCCCGGCCUCGCAGGACCCGAGGUAGCUACUCUAGACCAAUAGUACUGUCCUCACAAACCACCACGAGCCUUUACCGCGCACUUUGUCCUCACUCAUGCGCGCCCUGAGAAACUUCCCAGGGGGUCACCCAUCCCAAGACUACUCUCGUGCAAGCACGCUUAACUUUGGAGUUCUUGGGUGAUGAGCUCCCUUAAAAGGAGAUGCACCUCUGUUGGUAUGAGUAGUACUAUUAAUCCGUUUAUAUUAAAUCUCAAGUGUUACAGUACCUUGGCGCCAUAGUAAGAUUUCACUUGACGCCGGUAGUUCUCCGCCCGGAUGAAUGUUU
This is a messenger RNA of Cuscuta europaea, 6197 nucleotides long. The record is from the annotation of a GenBank genome assembly. NCBI's taxonomy places the organism in Eukaryota, Viridiplantae, Streptophyta, Magnoliopsida, Solanales, Convolvulaceae.